This is a messenger RNA of Clarias gariepinus (North African catfish), 555 nucleotides long. Its product is annotated as protein shisa-like-2A. The transcript is spliced from 3 exons. The coding region runs from base 1 to 489 and encodes 162 amino acids. The record is from RefSeq and is a predicted model, not a curated record. NCBI's taxonomy places the organism in Eukaryota, Metazoa, Chordata, Actinopteri, Siluriformes, Clariidae.
AUGAGUGCAGUGUGCUCGAGUUACUACACCGUGGAGAAGGAGCUGGUGAGAUCGUUCAUGUGUCCGAAAGCUGGCGGAGACGAGCGUGCACAGUUCUGCUGCGGCUUCAAUGACAUUAAAUACUGCUGCGAUGAUCCCAACAGCUUCUUUCCCUACGAGUAUGGAUACAUGUGGUGGCUCAGUAUUGGUGCUCUCAUAGGUUUGUCCAUAGCUGCAGUUGUUCUCUUGGCUUUCCUCAUCACGGUGUGUGUCCUCUGCAUCCUUUUUAUCAACACUAAGCCCAGUCAGCUGGACAACGGCCUUCCUCUCAGCGAGCUGGGCUGUGAGACGAGUCCUGCUCCCAACUGUUCCACCGGACCUCAGGGUUUGCGUAAACAUUUCCCAAGUAGCAAACUGCACUGUGCCGAGCAGCGGGCGGAGCCUGAGCGUCUGUUUCAGCCCUGCUUUAGGGUGACCAUGGCCAGAGUGAAUGCUGAAGGGCCGUCGUAGGACCCCUGUCACCUGGCAGGUGCUUCAAGGCUUAGUGGUGCUUUGGAUCUUCUGGGAUUUCCACCU